Molecule: messenger RNA, 935 nt
Organism: Chinchilla lanigera (long-tailed chinchilla)
Lineage: Eukaryota; Metazoa; Chordata; Mammalia; Rodentia; Chinchillidae
Gene: Prss58
Product: protease, serine, 58
Exons: 6
Coding region: 126-851 (241 amino acids)
Biological process (GO): proteolysis
Molecular function (GO): serine-type endopeptidase activity
Source: RefSeq, a predicted model, not a curated record
UUAGAAGGCACCUGCCUGCAGAGGUCACACAUGAGAAGGCUGUGGGUACAUUGUAAACUUCAAUUUCGCUCUUGGCAGAAUCUAUGAGCUGAAACCUAUCCUGUAAACAGCCUUUCAAUGUCAUCAUGAAACUCAUUCUCCUCUGGACUUUCUUCAGCCUGCCUGUUGCUUUUGCCUAUAAUCCAGACACCAGAGGUGAUAUCCAACCUCCCUACUUGGUCUACUUGAAAUCCGAUUACCUGCCCUGCACAGGAGUCCUGAUUCACCCCCUUUGGGUGAUCACAGCUGCACACUGCAAUUUACCGGGACUCCUGGUCGUACUGGGGAUCACAGACCCAUCAAAUACCAGCGAAGCUGAUGUGCAAGUGGUUAUCUACGAGAAGAUAAUUAAUCACCCACAAUAUUUAGUCUCUUCUAUUGAAUAUGAUCUCACGUUAAUCAAGCUGAUUAACGAGGCUGAGCUCGGGAGCUAUGUGAAUGUGGUCAAACUACCUAGACAACCUGUCGAUGCAGAAACAAUGUGUGACGUCACCACCUGGGCCUACAACUUCUGCGAUACGCUCAAGGACCCUGACAUGGUGCAGAAAGUAGAAGUCUCUGUAAUCACUGAAAAUGAGUGUCGGAAUGGCUAUCCAGGCUACAACAUCAAAAAUAAUAUGAUCUGUGUGGGCAUCGUGCCAGGAAUGAGGAAACCUUGCAAGGAAGUCUCUGCUGCCCCAGCAGUGUGCAACGGGACGCUUUACGGAAUCCUAGCUUACGCAGAUGGGUGCAUUCUGCGAGCUGAUGUUGGCAUCUACACCAGUAUCUUUCACCACUUGCCCUGGAUUAAAGAUACAAUCCAGAACAACUGAGCUCCCCUGGCAGGAACUGCAAACUGUGUGACACAGCCUGUACCCAUGUCCAGCUGCAGAAUUAAACUAAGGAAUUCCUUGGAU